AUGGAUGCUGAGAGUGCCUACUACCACUCUCACAUAAACGCAUUUACCGGCAUUCACAGCGUCGCAGCAAACUACUACACGUUCGCUACAAGCGGGCUGCUCGUAUGGCACUAUCUUCUUACCCUCGACAAAGAGGUAGAGUUCUUCUGGGGCCGCGGGUAUUCCGGUGCUCGUGUCAUGUUCUUUGCGAACCGCUAUCUCUCCAUCAUCUGGGCCAUCUACAGUGUAUCACCGUCCUGGAAGAAGACUACUUCGAGCGCGGCUGACUUCAAGCUUGCUUGUGCCUACAGGCAGUACUGCGCUGCAAAGGCUUCCGCUUUCCUGGUGCUCGAGUUCCUCCAGUAUGCUGUUUGGGCAGAUAAGUUUACCGGGAGGAUAGCAUUCUCCGGUCUUCGAGUGUACGCUCUCCGAAAACAGUGGGCAUGGGGCGUGCUUGUAUCUCUACUCUCUAUCGCGCCUAUCUUCGCUAGUGCAACAUCUUAUGCAGAUUAUGAUGCGGUGGUUAAAUGUGACAGUCGAUCCGACCAGCAGGUGUACCGUAACGCUGCAAAGUACACCGUUUCGUCCAGAGUGGAUACCCCUUCGAUUUUAGCCGUGAUCAUCACCCGUGUUACGCUCUUCGUCGCCGACGUCAUCGUGAUCGCCAUCACUUGGAUGGCCACUACCGCUCAACGCGCCGAGGAUAUCCUCAUGUCCAUCCGUAGGGCCAAUACGCUGUCGAGAGUUAUGUUCAAAAACGGCGCUCUCUACUUCGUGUACGCAACUUCCACGAUGACACCGUCUUCGCCGCUAACGGAGAACACCUUCAGGGCGCUCACGACGCUCAACGUGCUAUUCCUCGCAUUCUACGCAGCUACGUACACAUCCACGGGCGCAUCGAACAUCACCAUCACCUUCUUGUCCAACUUCGUCGAAACCAUCUACGACGCGCUGACCACUAUCCUCACUACGAACUUCCUUUUAAAGCUCCAGGAAGCCUCGUAUGCGUCUGCGCGGGUCUCGAGCUACUGGCAAACGCGGCAAUGCCCGGACGAACAACUCAGCGUGGUCCAGUUCGCGCGCGCGGACGUCGACCAUUGGUCCUACGAGCUUGGCUCGCUUCCCGAAUCCGUGGAGGACGGUGAGGAGCUGGAACGGUGGGAUGUAGACGAGACGUUUCCUCGGUCCUGA
This is a messenger RNA of Trametes versicolor FP-101664 SS1, 1170 nucleotides long. RefSeq lists its product as uncharacterized. The transcript has 9 exons. Lineage: Eukaryota; Fungi; Basidiomycota; Agaricomycetes; Polyporales; Polyporaceae. The record is from RefSeq and is a predicted model, not a curated record. Bases 1 to 1170 code for a protein of 389 amino acids.